Messenger RNA from Naegleria fowleri, 1011 nucleotides. RefSeq lists its product as uncharacterized. NCBI's taxonomy places the organism in Eukaryota, Heterolobosea, Eutetramitea, Acrasida, Naegleriidae. The coding region runs from base 1 to 1011 and encodes 336 amino acids. The transcript is spliced from 4 exons. The record is from RefSeq and is a predicted model, not a curated record.
AUGAGUAGAUAUGAUCAUCAAACAACAAUUACAGUGGGAUUGAAUUCUAAAAAACUAGAAACAAUUUGGUAUGACAAAUUUAUGGGGCGAGUGCCCGAAGUGAGGAUGUUAGCAACAAAGGAUUUACUUUGGACUCAAUUUUGUAGAUGUAUUAAAGAGGUGGAAAGAGAUGCAAUUCGGAGACAAAUUGGAGAGAAAAUUAUUUCGGAAAAUGAAGAGCUACACAACGAAUUACAAAGCUUGAUCGAGAUUUUACAUGAUUACAGAGGAGAAACUAUUAAAAGCGAAAAACAAAUUGAAUGGGAACGAAUGUCAUUUCAAGGAGACACGGUUUUCAAAAAAGUUAAACUCAAUAUUCAAACUCUGACAGAAAUGUUGAAAAAGCAACAUGAUAUUUGUGUAGAGUCUGACAAAGAAAAACAAGCAUUGUCUUUUAUUCUAAAUGAAUCAAGGCCUCCCAGUCGACCUGAAACUCCACGUCCAUCUUCACGUCACUCCUCCCAUUCAAGUGAUACGAGCUCAUCGUCAGGUUUCUCUGCAGGUUUGGAAAUGAGUGAAGUAGAAAAACAUUUAAAUUUUCUUUCCAUUGAGGAAGUUCUUUGUAAAAUACGGGAGGCCUUUAGUUUUGAAAAAGAAAUUUUGCAAGAGGACAUUGAAUAUAUUCGAGAAUUAAUUGAUGAGGAAUUUUCGUAUAACAAGUCAAUGCAAGAAUAUAAGGUUCCUAGCAUGUCGGACUUGAAAGCUCUUGAAAACAAGCUUCAAGAAAAAGCAAGAAUAUCUACACCUCCUCCAGAAAGGACGAAAUCAACGCCUCUCAAACCAUUACAUCCUUCAAUUACAUCGUCAAACUCCAACAGAACAGCAACUAAGGAAAAGAUACUUUCUAGAUCCAUAACGCCCUCCAUCUCUCUCACCACCUCGACCUCAACAUUGCCAUCAAGGCCUUCCUCAACAGUCAGCAAACUGAAAACUGCAUUACGACAAAGCAGAGAGUUGUCAAAAAUUCAAUAA